CACAUGCCAAACUGCAAACUACCGCCGCUGAACCCACCUGUGCCAACCCUCCAAACCAACCGCCCCCUUCCCUGUCGCGCCUCCGAAUCACCACAUACCACCAUAAGCUAUACUCGAUCCUAACGCCAGAAGCUCGAGAUUGUGUCUGCCGCCAAGACCCCCGACGGACCCGACGACCUUGUCUGUUUUUCCUACCGUUUAUCCAUCGACCGCAUCGCCAUCCGUCAUCAUCCUCACUCCCACUUCCGAGCAAUAAGCAGCCUCCCCCGCUGCCGAGCCAGCACUCUGCUGCUCUCCUCCCCCACCUCCGCGAACCUUGUGCUCUAGACACGAUGGCCAUGUCAAGGUUCAACUCUAAAUCUCCCACUAUCCGGCGCAUAAUGCGCGAGGCCCAAGAGCUCUCGGCCUCGCCAUCGCCCGACUUCACGGCGACGCCGCUCGAGUCGGACCUGUUCGAGUGGCACUUCACGCUCCGCGGCCCGCCCGACUCUGUCUACGCCGACGGCCUGUACCACGGCCGCAUCGUGCUACCGCCGACGUACCCGCUCCGCCCGCCCUCGUUCCGCUUCGUCACGCCCUCGGGCCGCUUCGAGGCCAACCGCGAGAUCUGCCUGAGCAUCUCGGGCCACCACGAGGAGACGUGGCAGCCCGCCUGGGGCGUCCGCACCGCCCUCGUCGCCCUGCGCUCCUUCAUGGAGACGGACCCGCGCGGCCAGCUCGGGGGGCUCGAGACCACCGACGCCGUCCGCCGCCGCCUCGCCGCCGAGUCGCGCGCCUUUAGGUGCCCCGCCUGCGGCGGCCGCUCAAACGCCGACAUCAUCGCCGAGGCCGAGGCCGAGGCCGCUGCUGCUGGCGACGGUGGGCCUGCCGGCGCCGAGGUUGAGGUCCCCGCGGAGCUGAAGAUGGGCUGGCGAGACGAGAUGGGCAAGAACCCCGCGCCUGCUGCCGCCGCAGCUGCCGCCGCCGCCACCGCUCCGUCGGAGGAUCCCGAAGUCGCCGAGCUGGCCGAGGGGUUCGUCCAGACCGUCGCGCCCCAGCCGCAACUGCAGCCGCAGCCGCAGCCCACCAGGACCGUGCCCCUCGCCCCCAUUCACCGGCCAGCAGCGGCGGCGGCGAUGGGCGCGCCGCUGGUCCAGGCCGCGCGGCCACAGUACCGAGCGUCGCCCGAUGGCGUGCCCGUCUGGGUCGAUAGGGCCAUCGCCAUCGUCAGCGUCAUGCUCCUCGCCAUGUUCCUCAAGGUCUUGGUGGUCUGAGACGGCGGUGGCCCGGGAGGCUGCGAGUUUACUUUGCUUUCUGUCACGCCGCCACUUUCUUCUGGCGUUACUUGGUGUUCCUUUCUCGGCAGGAUUAUUCCGAUACUAUUUUACGGACCGUAUAGGCGCUUUGGGGGAGUUUGGACCGAGUCUGGAGGGCGUUAAUGGGGGCUGCGGACUUUGGGCGCAUUCUUGGAAUUACUUACAAACAACCCCCUGAAAAACCAGGCAGGGAAGCAGAGGAUGAGGCGGCAGUAGGCUUUGUGGAUAUCAAUCACAUAUAAUCGACACACUACACUAUAGUCAUCGCGAUUAGGACAUCGUGGCCAAAAAGCCCACAUCGUCCAGGCUUGUUCAACGAAGACAACCGUGCAGACGGAUGGCCAUAUCCUACAUGAAUUCUCCGC
This is a messenger RNA of Gaeumannomyces tritici R3-111a-1, 1660 nucleotides long. Its product is annotated as ubiquitin-conjugating enzyme. Lineage: Eukaryota; Fungi; Ascomycota; Sordariomycetes; Magnaporthales; Magnaporthaceae. The transcript has 2 exons. The coding region runs from base 333 to 1253 and encodes 306 amino acids. The record is from RefSeq and is a predicted model, not a curated record.